Puntigrus tetrazona (Sumatra barb) is the source of this 1345-nucleotide messenger RNA. Its product is annotated as nuclease EXOG, mitochondrial-like. NCBI's taxonomy places the organism in Eukaryota, Metazoa, Chordata, Actinopteri, Cypriniformes, Cyprinidae. Gene Ontology annotation, cellular component: nucleus; mitochondrial inner membrane. Gene Ontology annotation, biological process: apoptotic DNA fragmentation. The record is from RefSeq and is a predicted model, not a curated record. Gene Ontology annotation, molecular function: RNA endonuclease activity; nucleic acid binding; metal ion binding.
CCUGCUCCGCUCGCUCUCGCCGCUCUUCCGUCCAGCGCGAGCCGUCUCUCGCUCCACGCGUGUUCGUGUUUCUGUUCCUCCCGACUUCGGCGUUUCUUUCUAAUUAAAGCUCCGUCGUUAAGGGCGAGGUGUGCCGAUGGCGUCUCACGUGAUGUCGGCGAGGUUCGCCAGCGGCUUCGUGUUCGGCGUCACUUCCGGCGUCGCGGCGCUCAAGCUGUAUUUGUAUGAAGAGCAGAAACCGGACGCAGGGAACCCUGUUCAUCGUCUCAUCGAGCGCUUCGGUCUUCCUGAAACCGGCGCCGAGGCUAGAUUCUACGUGAACCAUGUCUUGUCGUACGAUCGAAGCCGCCGGACCCCUCGCUGGGUUCAGGAGCACCUGUCCGCUCACAGGUUACUCGGUGAAGCGGACAGAAAGCGCUGCAGGUUCAAGCCGGACCCGGUCCCCGAGAUCUUCACGGCACACAACGAGGAUUACCUGCGGAGCGGCUGGUCUCGGGGCCACAGCCCCGCCGGAGACAACAAGAUCUCUGAGCAAGCGAUGGCCGACACGUUCUAUCUGUCCAACAUCGUCCCGCAGAACUACGAGAACAACGCGGGCUUCUGGAACAGGCUGGAGAUGUUCUGCAGAGAGCUGACGCAGAGCUUCGCUGAGGUCUGGGUGGUUUCUGGACCGCUGCUUCUGCCUCGGACGCAAGAGGACGGCAGCAGAAGCGUCUCCUACCAGCUGAUCGGGAAGGAUGACGUCGCCGUUCCUACUCACCUCUUCAAAGUCAUCCUGACGCAGAAAGACUCGUCUCCUGACUCUCUGGCUCUCGGGGCGUUCGUGAUCCCCAACGCUCCGAUCGGCUUCCACCGGCCGCUCAGCGACUUUGAGGUGAGUCUGCUGGAUCUGGAGCGGAUGUCGGGCCUGACGUUCUUCCCUGCGCUGGAGCGACGCGAGCGGCUGAAGAAGCUGUGUGAGGAGGACUCCUGCGAGCUCAUGGACUUGGAGCGCUUCACGCUGUACAUCAGCGGCCGGAAGGUGUCCGGCGCCAGGAGCCUCGCUCGGCUCGACAAGAUCAUGACGGAGCUCAGGGACGCCGGCAUCACACCGGACCGGUACCUGAGUGACCUUUACCUGGAGAAGAAACGAGAACUAGCAGAGAAGGAGGAACGUGAGAAGAAACCAGAGCCAUGAGAGUGUUACGUUUAUACUUAACCUUGUCAUUUUUUCAGAAGCGAUCAUUAAAAUCUUCUCUGUGGGACCAGCCACACAAUCAGAGUGUUUGAAAUAUUACUUGAAUUAUCUGUUUACUCUGUGUUCUUUUCACUUCUGAUCACGAAUAAAGUCUUGUGUUUCUCACUA